Messenger RNA from Nicrophorus vespilloides, 743 nucleotides. Its product is annotated as rap guanine nucleotide exchange factor 4-like. The record is from RefSeq and is a predicted model, not a curated record. The transcript has 2 exons. Lineage: Eukaryota; Metazoa; Arthropoda; Insecta; Coleoptera; Silphidae. Bases 269 to 451 code for a protein of 60 amino acids.
AUAUCAUGAUUGGAACGUGAAGAGAGGCCCGAGGAAGAAGAAGGUAUGUGGACAGGUAAAUGUGCGCAAUGUCGCGGCGGAGGCGGCGGAGCAGUUGCGGCCAGUUGUUGCUCCGUCGCUGCGGGGGCCGCACCGGUACAACAUGCAUUUCCGGUUUCCGACGAGCCACCUAUACAGAAAUCGCGAAUAGUGUGCAACACUACGAGCCCAAAACGACACAAGUUUCCAUACAAUUUGAAAUUUAGAAGGCGAGACACACUUCGAAGCCAUGGAGUGGAUCUCCGCCAUCGACAAGAGGCCAUGCGAUCGUAAUGUGAAGGACGUGGAGUUAAUCUCCACGCGACUUCGAAGGGUGGAACAGCUGUGUAAGCUCCCCAAUUCCGUUAUACAGCAGUUGGCUCUUUGCGGAUACUACGAGGAUCUAGAGAAAGGGGUGACCCGUAAGUCGUAAAUAACCUUUCGCAGAUAGAUUUAUUUUUAAUAGUUAAGGAUAUGUGUUAAAAAUAUGUUUCCCGUUGCGCCCAUCCGUUCGGGUAUUUUCUUAUACAAUACUUGCGAAUCUCGUCAAAGAGUAAGAUGAUCAUGCAAAAGGGCACCGCUGGUAUAAUGCAGGUCAGGUGGAUAGGUUCAAACUGGAAGACCUUAUUCACGUAAGGGCAAAAGACGAGCACAGUGCUUAUGCACAGAGCUACUAUUAUACCAGUGUUCAUAAUCCAAUUACCCAUGCCUAAAAUGUUUGUAAA